This is a messenger RNA of Ictidomys tridecemlineatus (thirteen-lined ground squirrel), 895 nucleotides long. RefSeq names its product protein RoBo-1. NCBI's taxonomy places the organism in Eukaryota, Metazoa, Chordata, Mammalia, Rodentia, Sciuridae. The record is from RefSeq and is a predicted model, not a curated record.
UUUCUGCCUGGCAGAGAGAGCUGACCUCCCUCUCCACCCAGAGGCAGUCUCUUCAGACCAUACACACCUGGUGUGUCCUGGAGUCAGCAUGGUGACCAGUGUCCAGGCCUCUACCCUGAGGAGUCUCCCUACUCUCUGCAUCUUCAUGGCCCUGGUUUUCAGCUCUGUAGAGAGUUACACGUGUACGGAAUGCACUGGGAACGCAUGUCAGUCUAAACCGGAGACCUGUGAGGCCUCUCAGGGCUGCUUCAAUAAUAAGCAACAGUUUAGCCAACCAGGUAUUUCACCAAUAAUUACACAGGAUAAAGGCUGCUUUUCACGUGCGUGCACUCCCCUGUCCUUCUCUGCCACCGUGAGGACUGGAUGGACAUUUGUGUAUGAGAACCAGUGCUGCAAGAGCGAGCAGUGUAACAAAGCAGACAUCCAACUGUCUCCAGUGUCCAAGGAAGAAAAUGGCAUUGUAUGUCCUGCCUGCUUCUCUGACAAUGGCACGUUCUGUACCCCACAGCCCCUCAAGUGCACAGGGGCAGAGACGAAGUGUGUCGAGGUUACAGGCAAAGGAGUGUUUAAUGGUUUUUCUUCUUUAACGAUGUCUGCUAUGGGUUGUGCAACUGAAAGUGCUUGCAACUUGAAAGACAUAAAUGUAAUACAAACUCCUACAAACAUUUGGACCAAAUGUGAAAAUCCCAUCAGUGAGAGCUCCCAGCUGACACCCAUCAUCUCGUCCACUCUGACUAGUCUCCUCCUGCUCAAAGUCUUGCUUUGAUGACUCAGGGGCUGGCAAGCCUAUCAUCUGACAACCACCAAAUGUGAGCUUCCUUGGGUUGUGGCUUCUCCAACGUCCCCAAAAGGACACAAUUAACAAGCUGAUGCUUACACACACACAUACACACAU